Pelmatolapia mariae (spotted tilapia) is the source of this 1554-nucleotide messenger RNA. Its product is annotated as adhesion G-protein coupled receptor F3-like. Gene Ontology annotation, molecular function: G protein-coupled receptor activity. The record is from RefSeq and is a predicted model, not a curated record. The transcript has 5 exons. The coding region runs from base 1 to 1554 and encodes 517 amino acids. Gene Ontology annotation, biological process: cell surface receptor signaling pathway; adenylate cyclase-activating G protein-coupled receptor signaling pathway. Lineage: Eukaryota; Metazoa; Chordata; Actinopteri; Cichliformes; Cichlidae. Gene Ontology annotation, cellular component: membrane.
AUGGGGCGGUCCCUCUGGAUUCCAAUCUUUAAGAAGUGCAACUGGAGGGUGUGCUUCAACUACAGGGAGAUCACACUCCAUAGCCUCCCUGGGAAGAAUUUCCUGGCCUCGUCUAGUAAUCUGCUGGAUGAAUCUCUUAGAAACUCGUGGAAUCCACAGAAUCCUGAAAGCAACCAAAACCUGGCUGAGAAAUAUCUGAAGUCAGUUGAGAAUUUAAUUGCGAUAUCAAACAUAAGUAAUGGUUCUGAUCAAACCAACUUACGUGUACAGACAUGCAGCGAAGAUAAAUGCACCAAUACGGUGUUCAAUGCCUCAGUCACUGUUCAAAGCUCAGGAAAUGGCAUCGUAAAAACAGCUGGAUUCAAUAACCUGCAGGACUAUUUGCCCAAUAGAACAAACACAUCUAACAUCAACAGCAUUGUUGUGUCAACAACCACUCAACAGGGAAAAGAAAACCUUCAGAUUACAAUAAAGUUCCCAUUGCUCACACCAAGGCCUCCCGAUGUUGGUCUGCAAUGUGUCUCAUGGAACUACAACCAGAGCAAUUGGACAGCUGAAGGAUGUGUCUGGGGGGGUGCUUCUAAACCUGACGAGUGCACUUGCAAUCAUCUGACUUCAUUUGCCAUUCUGAUGUCCAGGUAUCCCAUUGAAAUCCCUUACAUGACCGAGAUAACGUACGCUGGACUUUCUGCGUCAGUGGUGUCACUCGUUAUCAGCCUCCUGAUAGAACUGACCGUCUGGAGCAAAGUAGUCAAGACAAAUACUCUAUAUUUGCGCCACACCGCUCAUGUGAACAUUUCUCUUUGUUUGCUGGUGGCAGAUUGCUGUUUUCUGUCGUCUUCUAACCCAAAGAUCAUUUCAGAAAUCUGGUGUAGAAUCGCGGCUCUUCUGAAGCAUUUCUGCUACCUGGCCAUGUUCUUUUGGAUGUUGAGCCUGAGCACCACGCUCCUUCAUCAGGCAGUUUUCCUGUUCCACAAAGUGAGCAAGAAAACCUAUCUGAGGUUCUCGUUGAUCCUGGGCUACGUUUGUCCUUUUCUCAUUGUUUUCAUCACAUUUCUCACCAACAACGCCGGCGCUCAAGGCGCGUAUUUUAACGAGAAGACCUGUUGGCUGGUUUAUUCUGGAAUUCUGAAAGGAACCAUCUAUACAUUCAUUCUCCCAGUUGGUAUAAUUGUGAUUAUCAAUUUGUUUGCCAUGAUAGUGGUAAUCAUGAAGCUUUUAGACCAUAGGAGCAGAGAAAAGUCUCAUGAGAAAGAAAUAAGGGCCGCCAAAACUGUCCUGAGAUCAGUUAUUCUUCUGACUCCAAUCUUUGGUUUGCCAUGGAUUUUUGGAUUUGCAACAUUUAGUCUGGACCUCACAGCUGGAGCUGUGACUUUAGCUGUGAACUACGCUUUUGUUGUGCUCAACGCAUUCCAGGGUUUGUUUAUUUUGUUGACCACGUGCCUGGGGGACAGAAUGACCCGUGAAGCACUGCUGAAUUCUUUCAGGAACAAAGCUCCACCAACCAUCAGCGAAAGCUCCACAAAGGUGGAAUCAACAACUAAAAAGUCCUAA